CCGUUUGCACCGCAAUAGUUAAGCGUCGCUUUACGCUAAGCUUUCCUUAAAUUUUUAAAUCGGUUUGCACCGUUGUUUAAGCUACGCUUAUUCUCAGCUUAAUUUAAGCGUUCAAUGUUCGGAGUUUACCGGUUAAGCGUAGCUUUAAAUUACGUGAAAAAAUUUAUUUGUCAUUGUGUGACGUGAAAAUUGUGAAAACAUGGAUAUUUUUGACGACGAUGAAGAUAUGUUUGGAAAUGAUGCAGAAAUAUUAGAGAUUGUUGAUUAUGGAUUUCCUAAACGGAUAUAUCUACGGCGCAAUCAUUUUGAAGAUUUGGAUAACCUUACAUUUUUUCAACGAUUUCGUUUAACAAAGAAUACUGUUUUAAACAUUUUACCACUAAUUGAAGAAAAGCUUGAAUAUCCUACAGACAUAAAUAACAGCUUAAGCCCUAUGGACCAAUUAUUAACAUGUCUACGUUUUUAUGCUACAGGUGGACAUUUGUCAACCAUAUCAGAUUUUAUGGGGACUCAUGUUUCUACAUCAUCAAGAAUUAUUAAAAAUGUUUCAAUUGCAUUAGCUAGUCUAUCUCAUGCUUACAUAAAAAUGCCAACAGAAAAUAAUAUUCAAAAAAUACAAAGAGAUUUUUAUAAUAUUGCAUUAUUUCCAAGUAUUGUAGGAUGCAUUGAUGGCACCCACAUAAAGAUACAAUCUCCAGGAGGAGAAGAUGGUGAGAUAUUCAGAAACAGGAAAGGCUAUUUCUCUAUAAAUGUCCAAGUUGUGGGAGAUUCUGACCUUAAGGUGCAAGAUAUUGUAGCACGAUGGCCAGGAUCAACACAUGACAUGACUAUUUAUUCAAAUAGUAGAAUACGUGCUAGGCUAGAAGGUGGAGAAUUUAGAAAUGGAAUUAUUCUAGGUGAUAGUGGUUAUGGUGUAGGUAAAUAUCUGCUAACACCAUUACAAAAUCCAGAAACUGCAGCAGAAAAAUUGUACAAUAAGGCCCAUAUCACAACACGAAACUCUGUUGAACGCUUGUUUGGUGUAUGGAAAAGGCGAUUUCCCAUAUUAGCAUAUGGCAUUAGGUUAAAAUUAGCCACUGCUUACGCUGUAAUUGUAGCAUCAGCAGUACUACAUAAUAUAAGUAUUAGUAUGCAUGAAGAAGAACCCCCGGAACCUGAUAUAAAUGCAGAUGAAUUUGAAAAUCUAAUUCAAGUAGGAAAUAUACCAGAAGUAAUUAAUGGCGAUAAUAUUCAAGGAAAUGUCAGAAGAAAUGAGAUGAUAAAUUACUUUAACCGUCUAUUAUAAAAUAUCAACAUUAUUAUAUAACAUUUAUAAAAGAUUAAAUUAAUUUAGAUUUUAAAUAUUUUCUAAUUGUUUUUUUUUAAUUUCUAAAUCUAAUUUUAAUGCUUCCAUACGAAGUUUAUGCUCUUCUUUAAGGCAUUCCAUAUACUCCAACUUUUUGCAAACUAACUCUUCGUAUUUUUCAGCCAAUCUUCAAUUCGUCAGCAAUAACU
Messenger RNA from Onthophagus taurus, 1494 nucleotides. The record is from RefSeq and is a predicted model, not a curated record. Lineage: Eukaryota; Metazoa; Arthropoda; Insecta; Coleoptera; Scarabaeidae.